CCGCGUUGCUCAACUGAACAGAGCAGUGUUACCCAAACCUGUAUUUCUCUGCCUCUCUUUGACUUGAGCAGUGCACGGAAACCACGCCAGCGAGAGCAACCUGAAGUUUAAGUGCCUACAGAAAGGAGCAAAUGCAGGCUUGUCUUUCAGAUUGCCUUCGUCUCAGUCACGUGGUUGAAACAGAAAUAAAUUAAAAUUUAUGCUCGGAGCUCUUUGAGGGAAAACCAAGGGAGCUUCUAACUUCCCUAGUGAAGCCAAAGGACUGAGAUCUCCAGAGUCAUUAAGGUUGGAAAAGACCUCCAAGAUCCACAGCCUAACCUCACCGUGCCCACUGACCGUGUCCCCCAAGUGCCACAUCUCCAUGGUUCCUGAACACUUCUGGAGACGGUGACCUCCCCACUCCCUGGGUAGCCUGUGCCAGUGCAUCACCACCCUUUGGGAGAAGACAUUUUUCCUCAUAUCCAACCUGACAGCUCUAACAGCUUCUGCACGUGCACUUUGGUUUUGUCUGAGGCUUUCUGCUAGCUUGCUUACAGCACUCGUUUCUUCAGCGUGGAGGACCCAAAUGAGCCCUGGAAGGAAACGUGACUUCUCCCCAGUGCUUUGGAGCCAGUACUUUGAAUCUAUGGAGGACGUUGUGGUGGAAAAUGACACUGGCAAGGAUACUUUUCGAAUUUACAAAAGCGGAUUGGAGGGACCUGUCUUGCUGCUGUUACAUGGUGGAGGCCAUUCUGCUCUUUCCUGGGCUGUGUUUACUUCUGCCAUCAUCAGCAGGAUUCAGUGCAGGAUUGUGGCCUUAGAUCUCCGAGGCCAUGGAGAAACAAAAGUGAGGAAUCCUGAAGAUUUGUCUGCGGAGACUAUGUCAAAAGAUGUUGGAAACGUGGUUGAAGCUCUGUAUGGAGACCUUCCUCCUCCUAUCAUGCUGAUUGGGCACAGCAUGGGUGGUGCCAUCGCAGUGCACACAGCAGUCGCCAACUUGGUGCCAAGUUUACUGGGUCUGUGCAUGAUAGAUGUCGUGGAAGGUACAGCCAUGGAUGCACUGAACAGCAUGCAGAACUUCUUAAGGAGUCGUCCCAAAACAUUCAAGUCACUUGAGAAUGCAAUUGAGUGGAGUGUAAAAAGUGGACAAAUAAGAAAUCUUGAAUCUGCCAGAGUUUCUAUGGUCGGUCAAGUCAAACAGUGUGAAGGAUCUGCCAGUCCUGAAGGUCCUAAAGCCAUCGUGGAGGGCAUUAUUGAAGAAGAGGAGGAGGAAGAGGAUGAUGAAGGCGGAGUCUCUGUCAACAAAAGGAAGAAGGAAGAUGACACUGAGACAAAGAAGGAGCACUUAUACACGUGGCGAAUUGAGCUGGCGAAAACAGAGAAGUACUGGGAUGGCUGGUUCAGGGGCUUAUCUAACCUCUUCCUAAGCUGUCCAACUCCAAAGCUUUUGCUUUUAGCUGGUGUUGACAGGCUGGAUAAAGAUCUAACAAUUGGACAGAUGCAAGGGAAGUUCCAGAUGCAAGUCCUUCCGCAGUGUGGCCAUGCGGUCCAUGAAGAUGCUCCAGACAAGGUUGCUGAAGCUGUUGCGACGUUCCUGAUCCGUCACAGGUUUACAGAGCCCAUCGGUGGAUUCCAGUGUGUGUUUCCUGCUUGUUAAUACCCUGCUAUCUCCAGCACUGAGUCGUAUUGUAAAUAAACUGCACCAGAGGCCACUGUGAUGUAUCCCAUAAUCUGUUCGUCUCUCCAGUCCAGCAGCAGUGAGAAGUUGGUGUGAGGUUCAUCAUCCCUUAGAACUAGUUCUCCAAGAAUGUGUCAGUGCUUCGGGACUUCCUCGCUGGGAAGCAGCUUGUGUUGAAGACCAUGAAAAGCUCUCCAGGCCCUCAGGAGUGGGCUCCUCUCUGCUGCCAUAAGCAGAGACCCCCCUGAAACCCCACGCAGUCAGUCUGUCACGUCGACCUCCAUCGGCUCUCGGGCUUUCUUGGACCCAGCUACACAAGGGUUAUCAGCAGUCCAGAGCCUGCAGCAUUUCCAAAGGCUUCGGGAUUUCUCCGCCGAAUCGUCUGAUCGUCUUUCAAGUGCCCCCCUUAGCUUUGCUUUUUUGUUUUCACCGGCUUCGUUGGAAGCUCAAGUUUCCUCAGCCUUCUGGAUUAAGCUGUGGCAGGAGACUGAUGCUGCUUUCUUGUCCAAAUUUGGACGAGGGGGGGGUAAAACAAAAAGGCAGGGGCGGGGAGCGGGAGCUCCGUUUCAGAAUCUUGCAUUUUUCUUCACUGGUUUGUUUCCAGUUCUCACUGGGAGAAAUAGCCCGAAUAACAGGCAGCUUGCCUAUUUGGCCCUUUUUCUGCCUCUGGAAUGUGUUUACGCUUCCCUCCGCGGAGCUGGCACACAUGACUGAGCAGAGAUCAGCAUCGGUGGGGUGAAAAAGAUGCGAGAAGUGCGAGCAGAUCAAUUCCUGGAAGAGCUUGGAGUCAAUCCUGCUAACGUUGCUGCAGAGCUGCAGGCAGCUGAUUCCCCAGGGCCGGAGGAAAAACCUUGUCUUCAGUGUCACUUCCUAGAUCAUUCCACGCUUACGUGGAGAAUCCUUCUUCGGGCUUAAUUACCCGGGGCCAAUUGGUCAGAUUGCUUUCCCCUCUCCUAAGAACCACCCCGGAGCGUAAGAGCAGGCACGUAUUGGAACGGUUUCAUCUCGAUGCGUUGCUGGGGGUUGUCUGAAAUCUUAUUUCGUUUGCCUUGUGUCCAGAACCCUUCCGUGCUGUGUGAUGGAGGCAGUGUUUAAUGCUGUUCUGUUACCGCCCUGAUCCUGGGAGCCGUGAUGGGCAGCGGUUCUCCAGAGCCAUCCUGAACUUCUGCCACGUUUGAGGGCAAAGGGAAGCGGUGUGAAGAGCUGGGAAACGUGGAGAUAACGCCCCGGAGAUCUGCUCCUCUCGUCUCAUUCCUUCACGUGUGAGUUGUGACCUUGUGCUGUGCCCCUUGCCCAACACAUCAGGGUGGGAGAUGCAUGAAUUAGAGGCGAGAAAGCCAAACUGCAGAACACUCUGCUCGUGGCCGGGCCAUUGGCACUCAAGUGUUGAAGGAGAAUUGCUGGCUCCUGACAUUCCUCUCUCUCUGUUCCUCGUUGCAUUGGUUUCCUGUGGCCGUGGUGUAACGUCCAGCCCCGGUGUAGUUCCUGCUGGAUUAAAUGGGCCUGCAGUAGCCGAGGUGCUACCUAUCCCUUUCUCCUGAUGCAUCCUGAAGGUUGGCAGAGUCCUCAGUCCUCCCCACGUUACUCCCAUUGGUAGAGACCAAACUAACAUGGUGUGUGCCCAGGGCCUCCAUGCAGGACAAAAUUGAGCACGUGUCUGCAGUCACGCUCAGGAAUGAUGAGUAACUCGGAGGGCCUGGCUCAUUUGUUGAGUUAAAUCAGAAGAAAUUCAGUUUCGUACUCCGUACAAGUGCCAGUUGGGCUCCCCGGGUUUGUGUUUUGUCGUUGACACGUGAGAAAUGAAUGAAAAAUAAAUCAUUUCAACGGGACAUCAUUUAAUGUGGCAUUGCUCCAUGCCAAGCUCUGGGUCUUGGCUGUCCCGGAACCUGGGUCCUGGUCAGGGCUGGCUUCGGGGAAGUCAGCAACAGGGACGAGAGCAAUAGCGGGUGGAGUGGGAAUCCCUUCCUGCUGUGCUGAAUUGCAAACAUUUUUGAGAGUCUGCUUUUGUCUGAAGGAUUUCUGCCUGCCUGCGAUUCCUUUUCCCGGGAGGAAGGAGCAGCAGGCAGAGAGAAAUGGUAUUGAGGUGAAAGUUAGCACGGAGAAUGAGCUGCAGGGCAAAGCGUUCUCCUCCACUUACUAAAAGUGUGGGGGGGGACCCGGGGAGCUCCCCCUCCGCUGCUGUCUGCUCCGUGCAUUCUUCCACAGCCUUCAGCAUUUGGCUGCCUGCGGAAAAGCAGGUGGGCAGGGGGAGGCUGAGCCACGAGGGUGCUGAUGAAAUCUCUCUUGCCUUCGUUCCACUCGUCGGAUCGAGGAUCGGUGGAAGCUUUCCCAAUGGAAAGCCCCGAGGCUUGGCAGGAGCGCACGCGGUCUGGGAGAUGGGGCUGUGUAAGGGUUGAGUUCAGCUUGGGCAGGUUCUGCCAGCUCUGGGGCUGAGUGCAUCAGACGAAACCCUCGGUGAUUUGUAGGUUCCGGGAGCGUCGUGACUGCUGGAAAGAAAGAUUUCCUGCACGGCCAAAGUGCGUGGUUCUGCUCUGAGCACGGAGCUGUGAGCGCAGGGCCUGAGGGGAUGUCUGCAGUGUGCAAUUCUGAAUGGCUGCUCCUCCGUGCUGGCAUCUUCAAACCAGUGUUUCAUCAGGGGCUGACACGUCAGGCUUUGUGUUGAAAUGGUUGCUGCGCCACGCUGCUGCACGGAGCUUGCUUUUCUUUUCCAUCUCUUCGUCUCUCCUGCUCAGCCUGCCCUUGUCGGACACCUUCAGAAGCAAAGCAGAUGGGAGAUGGUCCCAAAGGCAAUUGGAAAUGCUGAUGCUUAUUGCAAGCGGAGGUCAGGUUGUGAGCAGCUGAGACACACACUGGAGAAAUAAGCCCUGGUGGUAAGGAGGGAAGGUGCAGAGCGGUGAUGCCGAGGUCUGUGAGUUGUGCUUGGAGCUGUCCGCCCCCCCAAACCCAACCGGGUUUUCCUCCCUGGAAUCUGACAGCGUGGUUUUUGGAGCUGACGUAGCUGUGGGUGAGCUUUGGCAGAGGAAAAGGGCUGGGUGACCUGAGUCCCAGCCCCGCUUCCCACCUGGAUGCCAUUUCAGAGUGAACCUUCUGGCUUUUCCUGUCUCUGCAGGGCAGGGCUGAGCGAUUGCGACAGGGCACAGCCCCUUGCUGGCUUUCUGCUCCAGCACCAGGCAGAUACAGGAGCAGGAAAGCCUGCAUUAUCUGGAUCUGCACGUUUCUCUUCCCCUCCACCGCUGCCUUUUGUCUUGGGUGUGGAUGAGAGGCGUCUGGCAAAUCAGCUGGGCUUAACUGCUGCUUCUCACCCCUGAAAAUCUACACCUCCAUCUUUUAGGCAAGGUCAAAACCCAGUUUGCCGACCGGUCCCAGGUCGCGUUUCCAAAUAAACUUGGCACCACGUCUGCAAAAGCAGCUGAAACCCGUGGGACCGUGCUUGGGUUUUCGCUGCAGGCUUGGCUGUUGGAUGCUGGGCCGCUUGGACCUCCAGCCUGACGGGGUGCAGCUCCCAGGUGACCUCGCAUCGUUUGCUGUCGUUUCCAAAAGGAAAAUGCGUCCGUGUCCGUCGGUUCCUUGGAGACUGCCGCGCCGUGUCCCGUGUCAGCCUCGUCCUGGUGGUUUCUUGUUUGGUGUCCGUUGCUCUCGCCUCCGAAUAAAGCAUUGGUGCAAAGCCUGGGUUAGGAACUCCUCUGUCUGCCUGGAGCAGCCUCGUGGGCAGGGGGAGAUGUGGCUGCUCUUGGGCUGUCGCAGCGGUGAGGGCUGCGCUGGGUUUUUCCGGUGACUCAUGGAAGUGUCUCAUCGUCCCCACAUCCCUUCCCCGCGCCCCGAUGUGGGGAGGAGGGGGAGGGGGUGCCUGAGCCACAGCCUGUGUUUUUCCCCUCCCCUUCGCCACUGAUCGCUCCCACAUGUACAGAAAACAUCUGAAAGUAAUAAACCGUGGUGCUUCGGCUGCUCAGUAA
Messenger RNA from Numida meleagris (helmeted guineafowl), 5610 nucleotides. RefSeq names its product protein phosphatase methylesterase 1 (gene PPME1). Gene Ontology annotation, molecular function: protein methylesterase activity. NCBI's taxonomy places the organism in Eukaryota, Metazoa, Chordata, Aves, Galliformes, Numididae. The transcript has 14 exons. Gene Ontology annotation, biological process: protein demethylation. The record is from RefSeq and is a predicted model, not a curated record. The coding region runs from base 566 to 1636 and encodes 356 amino acids.